Molecule: messenger RNA, 5050 nt
Organism: Phascolarctos cinereus (koala)
Lineage: Eukaryota; Metazoa; Chordata; Mammalia; Diprotodontia; Phascolarctidae
Gene: FGF14
Product: fibroblast growth factor 14
Molecular function (GO): growth factor activity
Source: RefSeq, a predicted model, not a curated record
CCAAGCCCCACUGUCCCACCCCUCACCUCCAUUUCCCUAUCCCUGGGAUUCAGUGCUGCAGGGAUUAGCCUAGGCAGGCUAAAGCACAUCGCCCUCCAACCAGAACUGAGAGUUCCUGGAGACCGGGAGACACAUUAUAACCAAGAAGCCCAGCAGAGGAAGCAGCUGCUGCUGGAUCUAUCUAUUUAUUGGAGACUAGAGAUUUCCCACUAACAGCAACGCACCCGAAUUCCUUCAACUCGCCCUCCUCUGCCACCACCACCACCACCACCACCAUCUCCUCCUCCUCCUCUUCUUUCUCCUUUUCCUUAGUCCUUUCCAAGUCCUGGUAUCCCUCAUCCCUUGUAUCCCCUCUUUGCUUCUUUAUUUAAAGAAAGAAAUGAAGGAGAAGAGGUGGGAACAUGGGAAGGUUGGAAUGAAGCGCUUUGAUUGCACAUCUCUGGGGAGAAGAUUGCCCUCUCCAGAUGCUGAUUUCUAAAAGCACUUAGCAAUCACCAGGCAGGAGUCUUGAGCUGGAGACAGCGGUGGCGGCAGCGGCUGCAUGGGCCGGUGGGCAUCAGAAGCCGGGGUGUUCAGAGGCGGCGGUGGCAGCAGCAGCAACAGCAGCAGUGGUGGCGGCGGCGACAGCGGCAGUACUGUAAGUGAGAAAGCCUGGUGCCAGCUAUUCUCCGUGAAUAACUGAUUGCCUUCCUUGAAGCCAGCCAAGGCUCUCUCUGCCAGCUAAGAGCCUAGGAUCAAGAGAGCUAGCCUCCAACCCCUACUGAACUCUUGGCCUGGGAGAGGUACAAGAAGGAAAGAAGGCUCCGGUGUCACUGGAGGGAGCAUCAGAAACCCGGGGCUGAGGGAUACACAGCGGAAGGCACCAGUGAAGCUAGCAGAGUCCUGCUCUUAAGUUGCUGGUGGGGGUGGGUGGCUGUGAAGACCUGUGUCUGCUCCUUACUUGUGCCUCCUGGCAACGCGGCAAAACCAGGAGGUUCUCACCUAACUCAAAGGCUCUGGCGCCUCACACCCGCUAAGUGCAUAAGGAAGAUGGGUCCCAGCAGGGACUGAGCGUCCCCUCUCCCAGCCCAUUUCCAACCUUCCCUGUCAGGUUCCCAAGCUCCCCUGCUUAGUGACUGAGGAGCCUGUGUCCCAUUCCUGUCCUAUCCCCUUUUUCCCUACUCUCUCUUCCCAUCCCCAUUCCUGUCCUCAUCCCUAACCUAACUGGGACUGGCUGAACCACACCAUGGCUGCAGCCAUAGCUAGUGGCUUGAUCCGUCAGAAGCGACAGGCACGGGAGCAGCACUGGGACAGGCCCUCGGCCAGCAGGAGGCGGAACAGCCCCAGCAAGAACCGGGGGCUAUGUAAUGGGAACCUGGUGGAUAUCUUCUCCAAAGUGCGCAUCUUUGGCCUCAAGAAGCGAAGGUUGAGGCGCCAAGAUCCCCAGCUCAAGGGUAUAGUGACCAGGUUAUAUUGCAGGCAAGGAUACUACUUGCAAAUGCACCCCGAUGGAGCUCUUGACGGAACCAAGGAUGACAGCAGUAAUUCUACAUUAUUCAACCUCAUACCAGUGGGACUUCGCGUUGUUGCCAUGCAGGGAGUAAAGACAGGGUUGUAUAUUGCCAUGAAUGGAGAAGGGUACCUCUACACAUCAGAACUUUUUACCCCUGAAUGCAAGUUUAAAGAAUCUGUUUUUGAAAACUAUUAUGUAAUCUACUCAUCCAUGCUGUACAGACAACAGGAAUCUGGUAGGGCCUGGUUCUUGGGUCUUAAUAAGGAAGGACAAGUCAUGAAGGGAAACAGAGUGAAGAAAACAAAACCAGCAGCUCAUUUUCUACCCAAGCCAUUGGAAGUUGCCAUGUACAGAGAACCAUCUUUGCACGAUGUUGGAGAAACAGUGCCAAAAGCCGGGGUGACUCCAAGUAAAAGCACAAGUGCGUCUGCAAUAAUGAAUGGAGGCAAACCAGUGAACAAGAGUAAGACCACAUAGCCAGAUCCUCACAGGUGUUGUGACUUAACGCAUCCUGAGCAAAGUUGAGCUCUUUCUCCUUGCCAGACAUUUGGGCUCUGGGAUCUAUGGAGCAGCUAGAAGCAAGUGAAGGCUUGCUCUUUGCUGCUUCCCAACAAACUUGUUGCAAAUGGAUAAAGCUCAACGUGUUGCACCCUCUUCCCUUCCCUUGCUCUCCCCAUUCCAAGAGGACACCUGGAUAACCAGCUAAACUCAGACCAUGGAAUGCCCUACCAGAUAUGGAAUGCCUUUUUAAUAUCUUUUCUGUGACUGUGACACUUCAUGUGAAUGACAUACUUCACUUGAUACACUUGAUACCUUGCCUGCUGACAGUUACCCAUAAUCCCUUUCUGAGUCCAGUUUCAGCAAAAUUCAUGUGUUUAAGUUCAAUUUUGUAGCACACCAAUAAUAUUGAGUACUUUCUAGUUAGACGCUGUAACCCUGUGCUAUUAUGGAUUUCUCUUCCUUCCCCCCCCUUUUUUUUUUUACAAGGCUGCUCGCUCCACUGUCUGUGAUCUUUUGCAGGGAUUGUGUUUUCUCUAAAACUUAAAUGUUACAGGUAGCUGAGUUUGGAAAGCAAUCAGGGAAUCAGGAACUUUCUAAACCUAUAAUUAUAAAUUGCAUCUAUAAAGAAUAAGGUUGUUGUCAUUGACUUACACUAUUGAUUAAAUUAUGAAUAUGCUCUAAUAUCAGAUAUCGUGCUCCUGAGGUCAGCAUAACUGGGGAGAGAAACGUGUCAAACAUGACCAGUGGAAAGCUAAGAUAAGUGUUUGACAUCCCCCUAUAGUUUCUUUCUGUGUGUGUGUGUGUGUUUUAUACAUAUCACAAGCUUACUGGUAAUGGUAACAUUUGCCUUGCCCAGCGAGCAAGACCCACUGGUUUUUGAGAAAGUGGGUCCAAAGAACUCUGUAGGCCUUGUAGGCCUGAAUUAAGGCUCAUUUUUCAUCUACUAAUCUUCAUUAUUUGAAAAACAAUAAUUACGACUAACAAGAAUUGCGCUACCUAAAUCCAUUUCAAAUCCAGUUUUUAAUGAACUGAACUUAAUACCAUCCCAAUUUUUGGCUGCGUUCCACUCAUACUCAGCAGAGCAUGGGCAAGGCGGCUGUUGUGUUAUUUUCUGAAGCAGCAAUGCAAAGGUUAGUUAUAAAUUAGACUUUAAUAUUUUUGGUGUUUAACGACAAGUUUUUAAACUGGACAUAUUAGGGGAAAAAAAAAGUAUUUUUUUUAGCUCAGCAUGCCGAGUCCAGUACUGUGUAUUUCACCAGUACAUACCUCUAACCCAGCUCUUUGGGGCACGCCCACAAAUGGCUUGGUUACAGGUGCCUUGCCUUGAUCUCAGAAUACAGUCUGUUGAAUUGCUAUAGAUGAAAAAAACAAAAACAAAAAUAAAAACAAAGGAAAACAAGCUCAUUAGAAGAUCAGCUUUUAACUUCAUCUUUUUUUUUCUUUUUCUUUCUUUCUUUCUUUUCUUUUUGAGGGAGUGGGGCAGACUACUGUUGAUGACUCGUAGGGCUGUUCAUUGAACUCAGUGUAGCCAACAUAAGACACAGGCUAUAGCAGUUGGCUAAGGGAUAACAAUGCCAUACAAAAUGUCAGCUAUUAAAGGUGAAAAUUUUCAAAAUACUUAGUGUUUAUCUUGUCAAAGAUUUAAUAGAUAGUGAAAAUUGUGUAUGCUUUAGGAAAACUAAAUUUUGAUUCUCAGAAGAAGUAAUUAUGACCAAUCUGUACCUCAGUCCUGGAAAACUAUGUGGGAUCAGUGUCCUGGCCUCUUGUCAGUAUAUUUAAGGAGAAGGAUGACAUGAUCACUGUUUCUCCCAUCUGCAAUGUAUUUACUGGGGAAUUCUUUGGUCAUUGCUUCACACUAAGCAUCAUAAGAGCCCUUACUUGUUAUUUAAUACUUUUGGUCUGCUUAGCUGAUUAAUGAUUUGAUAUAAAUGAACUGUUUAUGCUUCUGAAAUUUUCAUAUUGGAUUCAGUUUUAAUAAAUAAAAGUUAGUACAAUGUAUGAGUAGAGUAUCAUGGAUGAUGCUAAAUAGACAAAGUGGUUCUUUUACCUCUUCUUAAUUUCUCUUAAUUCCAUUUUAAAUGCUGGGUAAGCCAAUUUGACUGUAACUUUGGAAGGUGAAGAAACAUUUUGUGAAGUUCAUUCUCCUGUAACAUGGUGGGGAGGGAAAAGCAUGGUCUCCUUCAGUGCUACAAGACAGUAAGCACAGUGAAACUCGGAAGUUUAAAGAGAUGGGGCUGCUAAGUACCAUAUACUCAAAUCCCUACUCUCCCUCCCCCAUUCCCAUGAACAUACCCAUUGUUUUCGAUAUUAAACUCUACUUGCUGGGUCCUUCUUUCUCUGCAAAUCCCUUUGACUGGUUAAAAUUAAAGCUGAAUUUGUAAAUGACUAGAAUGUCCUGUAAUUGUAACACCUUUGCUUUUAGUUUGUCUGUUUGUUUCUAUGGGUUGUCUGUAAGGGUGUUUAUUCCUAUGAAUGGAUGUCUUAGAACAGUUUCUUCUAAAAUAUGUUUCAACAUAGAACAGAGGGGUCUUUGUUAUUUGUGCUUUGGUUAGGCCUUUAAUUUUGUGUCUGGUCUCAUCUGUUGCAUGGGAGAAGGACGGCAAUGGUGAACUGCAUGUAGUAGGCCCUGUGUAUCAAGAACUGUUGGUAUGUAUUACUAAAUUUACAUACAUAUAUGCAAAGAGUUUGUCUGCAUUGUACAGUUUCUGUGUUUAUUAUCCUUUGUUGUAUACACAGAUGCAACAUAUUGAAUAAAAUAUUUAUACAAAGGCAUAUUGAAAAACAUCAAACAACUUUAUGUAAGAAAUAGAAUGUGCAAAAAUGAUGUUGCACCACCCACAAAUAUAGAGACAUGUCAUGUAAAUAGGUUGGUAAACUCAAUUUUCCCCUUUGCCAUGCCAAAGAAAAUUUUAGCUCCAUGAUAAUACCUCUAUUGCUGUUUUUCAGGAUAAGAUUUCACCAUUCUGUUUCCCCAAAUUAAGUUUGCUGUUAUUAAGUGAAAAAUGUUACUGCUGCAGUACUGUAUAGUAAAUCUGAUGGAAUCGAUUUGUACUUACA